This is a messenger RNA of Aspergillus thermomutatus, 723 nucleotides long. Its product is annotated as DsbA family oxidoreductase. Gene Ontology annotation, molecular function: oxidoreductase activity. The record is from RefSeq and is a predicted model, not a curated record. Bases 1 to 723 code for a protein of 240 amino acids. NCBI's taxonomy places the organism in Eukaryota, Fungi, Ascomycota, Eurotiomycetes, Eurotiales, Aspergillaceae. The transcript is spliced from 2 exons.
AUGACCAACAUCAAGAUCCAAAUCAUCUCCGACACCGUCUGUCCGUGGUGCUAUGUCGGCUACCGCCGUCUCUCGCGCGCCAUCACAACCCACAGAGCCACGUACCCGUCCGAUACCUUCACCCUCACCUGGCACGCCUUCUACCUGAACCCGUACUCCCCGCCGUAUCCCGGCACCGACAAGCGCGAGCACUACGCCUCCAAGUUCGGCGAGGACAGAGUCGCGGCCAUUUUCUCGCGCCUCGCGGCCGCGGGCGAGACCGAAGGCAUCGCGUUCAAGUUUGGAGGGAAGACGGGGAAUACCCGUGAUUCGCACCGGGUGCUUUGGUAUGCGGCCGUGAAGGAGAAGGAAGCUGGAGCUGGAGGUGGUGCGGCUGCAACUCAUGGGAAUGGGAAUGGGAGCGAGGAGAGGGUGGGUGGACUACAGACGAGGGUCGCUGAGCAGUUGUUCCGCGCCUACUUCGAGGAGGAGAAGAAUAUCACGGAUCGGAAGGUGUUGGUUGAUGCGGCGGCGGCCGGGGGAUUGGACCGCGGGGAGGUGGAGCGGUUCCUGGAGUCGGGCGAUGAAGGAGGAAAGGAAGUUGACCUCGAGGCGGAACGAGCGCGACGUCGCUUCGUGACUGGUGUGCCGUAUUUCACAGUGCAAGGCCAAUAUGGGAUCGAGGGGGCGGAUGAGCCGGAGACCUUCCUGGAGGUGUUUGAAAAAGUGAAGCAAAACUCUUAA